UUAGAAAAUGGUUAUAUAUUUGACAUUAACACUUUGUUUUGUUUACAUCUUGCAAAUUAUAAAUUCAUCAAUUUUUUGCCUCUAAAAUGACAGAAUUAACUAAAAAAGCCACACUAAAAUGCAAACAGCAAGUGAUACGAGCGGUCCGGUUCAACGUGGAUGGCUCCUACUGCCUCACAUGCGGUGCGGACAAGAAAAUAAAACUUUGGAACCCGCACAAAGAAAUACCCUUAAAAACUUACGGCGGCCACGCAAACGAGGUGCUAGACGCUGCGGGGUCCUGUGAUAGCAGCCAUAUAGUGUCUUGUAGUUCAGAUAAGUCUGUUAUCCUGUGGGAUGUCACCACAGGGCAGCCGUUACGGCGGUACCGAGGUCAUGCUAGUUCGGUCACCUGUGUUACCUUCAAUGAGGAGUCUUCUAUGGCCGUGUCAGGGUCAGUUGACAACACUGUCGCCUUCUGGGACAUCCUCAGCCGAAGACAGGAGCCAGUGCAGACGUUGAAAGAUGCUAAAGACACAAUAUCAUCCAUAAAAGUUACCGACCAUGAGAUUCUAACCUGCUCUGUUGAUUGCCAUGCAAGGUUGUACGAUUUGCGGAUGGGGCAGAUGACAUCUGACUUUGUUGGUGAUAUAGUGACAUACGGCAGCCUUACACACGACGGCCAGUGCUAUGUGCUCAGUUGUUCUGAUAGUACAGUAAAAUUGUUUGACAAAGAUUCGGGAGAGUUACUUAAUACAUUCAAAGGUCACGAAAGUAAGGACUUUUUGAUAGAAAAUGCAGUGAAUGCCAAAGAUAGUCAUGUAAUCUCCGGUUCUGCUACCGGUGAGGUUUGGUACUGGGACUUGAUAUCAAGUACUUGCACUCAAAAACUAGUGCAUAGUAGAAAUAAGCCUGUUGUGUCAAUAAGUCAUCAUCCCACUGAUAACUUCUUGCUAACUGCAUGUCAAGAUGAGGUGGUGAUGUGGGGUGAAACUAAUACUAUGGAAGAAUAAAAAAUAUAUGGAGUUGAA
Messenger RNA from Plutella xylostella (diamondback moth), 1010 nucleotides. RefSeq names its product WD repeat domain-containing protein 83. Lineage: Eukaryota; Metazoa; Arthropoda; Insecta; Lepidoptera; Plutellidae. Gene Ontology annotation, molecular function: protein binding. Gene Ontology annotation, cellular component: catalytic step 2 spliceosome. Gene Ontology annotation, biological process: mRNA splicing, via spliceosome. The record is from RefSeq and is a predicted model, not a curated record.